Messenger RNA from Drosophila nasuta, 946 nucleotides. Its product is annotated as matrix-remodeling-associated protein 7. Bases 10 to 618 code for a protein of 202 amino acids. NCBI's taxonomy places the organism in Eukaryota, Metazoa, Arthropoda, Insecta, Diptera, Drosophilidae. The record is from RefSeq and is a predicted model, not a curated record. The transcript is spliced from 2 exons.
CAACACUAGAUGGUGAUAUCAAAACAGAAACGCAGAAGACCAAGCAACAAUAAAGUGAAAAAAAUAAUGCAGCAUACGGUGAAAGCAGCAGGCGACAUAUGGUUCGAUCCAUCUGGGUAUUAUGUGGUCGCCUUGACGACGCUACUGCUCUGCAUAUUAAUAUCAUUAUACUUUGCCAACUUUUUAAAGGACGACACAGAGCUUGAGGACGAAGGUAUUGGAGCUGAGGUGCGCAUGGAAGACGAUGCCGAACUGCAGGCACAGCUUCGAUCCCGACUUCAACGUGAAAUCGAUGAUGAUGAAGCCUACGAAGAAGAUGAAGAGGACGACGAGGAGGAGCAAUUAGAAGCGUUUAGCGAGAGUGAUGGCGAUGGUGAUGGCGACAAGGCUACGAACAAUUACAAUUACAGUAAUCUAAUGGGGAAAAUCAAAGCGAAGCACUAUCAACACCAGUUGGCCGAGAAUCUUUCGCCGAGUCAAAUUGAGGAGGAGCGGCGCAUCGAGCGCGAACAGCUGGCAGCGAUUUUUGAAUUAUUGCGCAAGCAAGAGGAUGAAUUGAAUCUUAAGGAUCGCAUCAGUGAUAGUGAGCUUAAGAAACAAGUGAAGCUCUAUCGUUAACGAGUUAAGAGCAGGAAUUGGCUGCAUUUUAAUUCCAAUUCAAAACUGAAAACGUGUGAUUAAGUGAAAAGCGACGAGUCAUUAACAUAGUAUAUGUAUAUAGAUGCAUAUAUAUUACCAAUUUAUUCUCGAUUCUUAAUGUAUAUGAUAUGUUUGCGUUGAGAGAUGAAAGCAUACACACACUACUUAAAGUAUUAGCAAAAUGACAUAGUUAAGUUGCAUUUCAUGUAUGCCAAAAUCUCCCAAUUAUAAUUAUAGAUGUGAGUUUGUUUACCCCAUAUCUCCCCAAUGUAUUGUAAUUUAAAUACAAAUCUGAAUGUACAAAAUA